AGCGCUAGAAGCAGGCGUUACAGUCAUCUAUUUCAUGAGAAGAAGUCAAACAAUGGCGACUACAAAGUUCGACUGGAAGACGAAGAAGAAAAUGCUUGACGACUUUGAGGUUGGGAACAAGAUCACGCCAAUCCUCAUAGAUCCUUUGCAACGAAAGUGGGUGGGGCCGCGAGCCCUUGCUGGGCGAUUUUUCAGCAAAAAGGAUGAAGAAGAACAGGACCAGGAAAAGACGAUCAACAGCCUGAAAAAGGGGACAGCAGAAGACGACUUGGUUGUUUCUGAGAAGCCAAAUCAGAGAGGCUGCUGCACAUGGCCCUCGCUAAGAGAGAUUAUCAUGGAUAAAGAUGGAGCCCAUAAGGCAUACAUUCUGAGGCUACUAGAACAGACUAAAGACCACAAGCAGUGGAAUGAAAUUCUAAGGAACUUUGCCAACCGGCUAGAGAUUGCCCAAAUGAUAAUCACGAAGGACGAAGAAAAGUACCAAAAAAGGCUUGCCCAAAAAGAAGAGGAAAUUUCUCGGCUCUCGACUAAUGUGGCUCUUCUCGAAAAAGACAAUGAAUGGGAGAGAACAAAGGCAGAAUCAAAGAUCAGAGAGCUGGAGAAACGCUUCGCAGAGCAGGCAGAAAACACACGACACGGGAUCUCCCUGAAAGAUGAGGAACUUCUGGCCCUGAAGACUCGUGUGGCUGUUCUAGAGUCAGAAAAGAAAAGAUUGGAUGCAACCAAAACACGUGUGUGCAGCCAAACCCCACAACAUGUCCUGAUUGACCCAACAUCGAUUAUGCAGGACAAACAGAAGUUCAGAGAAGAGAAUGAAAAGAGGACUGCCCUUCAACAGGAAUAGAUCAGUAAGUGGAGGAACCAGGUUGAAAACAACAAGGAAUUCCUCAGGAAACUCCAACAGGACAUUCUGCCCACACUGCUGCUCAACGGUUGCCCUCUGCUGCUAG
Messenger RNA from Branchiostoma floridae (Florida lancelet), 950 nucleotides. RefSeq lists its product as uncharacterized. The record is from RefSeq and is a predicted model, not a curated record. NCBI's taxonomy places the organism in Eukaryota, Metazoa, Chordata, Leptocardii, Amphioxiformes, Branchiostomatidae. The transcript has 17 exons. The coding region runs from base 35 to 844 and encodes 269 amino acids.